UGGCGGCCUGCCCGCCCACGCGCGUACGGAUGGAACGGGCCAGAGCGGAGACGGCAGGAAGGACGCCGCGGGCAUCUUUUGAAAACACGGCGCCCGCGCUACCGCCUGCCCCCUGUCAUGGGUGCGCAUGGGCCCAGCGUGUGAAGGCCCCCGGGGAAGGGCGUCGCGCCUCAUUUCGCGCAACAUGCAUCCGCGCCGAGCAAGCUCCGCAAGCGUAGCCGAGGGCUUUGGGCGCCUUAUGUGUUUGGCAAAAGGGCGGGCAUGCGAUUCGCACCCAGUGGACAAAUCGCAACCAGCUGCGCACCGACCGGGAGAUCAUGUCUGGGCGCGUGGCCGCGCCGUCUGCAGUCUGCCCGAUGCCGGGGCCGGCCAUUGCGGUUUUUGUGGUGGGUUGCGCAUAUUGGGGCGCCCGUUUGUUCUUUUGGCGUUUGAGUGGAGGAGCCGCGUGCUGCUUACUGAAGAACGGAGAUUCAAGAUGGAAGCCUUUACUGCGGCCAUUGCGAAAAGUGCCGCAGAACAAAUUACGUGGCUGGAGCAAAAAGCUGCGCGCUUAAAAAAUGAACUCUGCGAAGAAAGGAGCCGGCCCGGGCGGCCCAGUGGGACGACGGAACUGCCGCGGUUUUCGCCGCCGCGCUUCCCGAGUGUUUGUUAGUUUGU
Messenger RNA from Amoebophrya sp. A120, 657 nucleotides. The record is from the annotation of a GenBank genome assembly. NCBI's taxonomy places the organism in Eukaryota, Dinophyceae, Syndiniales, Amoebophryaceae.